UUUAAAUUAUAGAAGUUGGCAAGUGCCUGGGAGGAGAGGGAGGUUUUUUAAACUGAGAAAGACAGUUGCAAAACUUUGCACAGCAGCAUGAACUCCAAGCUUCAAAAGCAUUCUCACGAGCAGACGGGCACUUUAUUUUUCAUCAAGUUUUUUUGUGUGUUGUUUUGAAGCUGCUUUGAAUGAUAAACACAUAUUUCUGCUGUAAACUUUUUUAAUGGUUUCUAAACUCAUGGGACAACCGAAGCAACAAAGCCUCAUGAUUUGGGGGAAGAUUUGAUGUCAGCAAUGCCUAGAAAAGAGCCAAAGAUGUUUGUCUUGCUCUAUGUUACAAGUUUUGCCAUUUGUGCGAGUGGACAACCUCGGGGUAAUCAGUUCAAAGGAGACAGCUACUCCCCAAGAUAUAUCUGUAGCAUUCCUGGCCUACCUGGACCUCCAGGCCCCCCUGGAGCAAAUGGUUCGCCUGGGCCCCAUGGUCGGAUCGGCCUUCCAGGACGAGAUGGUAGAGACGGCAGGAAAGGAGAGAAAGGUGAAAAGGGGGCUGCAGGUUUGAGAGGUAAGACUGGACCACUGGGCCUUGCUGGAGAGAAAGGGGACCAAGGAGAGACUGGGAAGAAAGGACCCAUGGGACCUGAGGGAGAGAAAGGAGAAGUAGGUCCUGUUGGGCCUCCUGGACCAAAGGGAGACAGAGGAGAGAAAGGGGACCCAGGGCUGCCUGGUGUUUGUAGAUGUGGAAGCAUCGUGCUCAAAUCUGCCUUUUCUGUUGGCAUCACAACCAGCUACCCAGAAGAAAGGUUACCAAUUAUAUUUAACAAGGUCCUCUUCAAUGAGGGAGAACACUACAACCCUGCAACAGGGAAGUUCAUCUGUGCUUUCCCAGGGAUCUAUUACUUUUCUUAUGAUAUCACAUUGGCAAAUAAGCAUCUGGCAAUUGGGCUGGUACACAAUGGGCAGUACCGGAUAAAGACCUUUGAUGCCAACACAGGAAACCAUGACGUGGCUUCGGGGUCCACAGUCAUCUAUCUGCAGCCAGAAGAUGAAGUCUGGCUGGAGAUCUUCUUCACUGACCAGAAUGGCCUCUUCUCAGACCCAGGUUGGGCAGACAGUUUGUUCUCUGGAUUUCUCCUAUAUGUUGACACAGAUUAUCUAGAUUCCAUAUCAGAAGAUGAUGAGCUCUGAUGAGGACUGCUGGUCUAAAUAUCCCAAGAUCCUUGUGGCAGACACAUUGAUUUAAUCUGGGGCCCUGGAAGGUGGGACAAGCAGAAACGAGAUCCAAAAAGACACCCACUCAGAUUCCAGAGAAUUUACAGAUACUUCUAGCAGAAUUUAUUAAAACAGGUUGAACCACCAAACCAUUGAAACUACACCAAAAUGAAUUCUAUAAAAGAAUAACCCCAGAUGUUUUCUCAAAAGCGAUGUUCAUAAAUAUUUAAACAAAUUAAAGACAAUGUUACAAAUUUUCUAUUAAAUUCCCUGAGUGCUAAAACCAGCCGGCAAUGAUAUUAUAUCAUUAAAUCUUCAUAAAAUUCCAUUUUUGCCUGUUACUUAAGAGAGUCAUAACAUCCCAAAGUCCUUGACAAUUCUCAAAAAGUAAAAACCCAAAGGUAAGAGAAGCCAAGUAAUUUCAAGCAAGUUAAAGAGAAGUGAUUAUUUUACUGUAUUAUUCAUUCCUUCAUGCCUGUAUAUAUUCACUCAACAACUCUGAUACUGGGUCAGAUUUAAUGAUUUAAAACAAUAUCUGUACCUUCAUACAGGCUAAUGUGUGAUGAGCACACUCUCACCAUUCAGUGUGAUA
Molecule: messenger RNA, 1792 nt
Organism: Kogia breviceps (pygmy sperm whale)
Lineage: Eukaryota; Metazoa; Chordata; Mammalia; Artiodactyla; Physeteridae
Gene: C1QTNF7
Product: C1q and TNF related 7
Molecular function (GO): protein binding
Source: RefSeq, a predicted model, not a curated record